Anopheles moucheti is the source of this 3901-nucleotide messenger RNA. It is a transcript of the gene Pp1-87B, whose product is annotated as serine/threonine-protein phosphatase alpha-2 isoform. Gene Ontology annotation, molecular function: protein serine/threonine phosphatase activity. The coding region runs from base 553 to 1536 and encodes 327 amino acids. Gene Ontology annotation, cellular component: nucleus; cytoplasm. The transcript has 6 exons. NCBI's taxonomy places the organism in Eukaryota, Metazoa, Arthropoda, Insecta, Diptera, Culicidae. The record is from RefSeq and is a predicted model, not a curated record.
GCUGAACAGAGGCUCUUGUGCGUGCACAUUCUUUUGCGCCCGUCAGGAAAAAGGAAAAUUUCUUUUUCCGCGGCAUCUGCCUGACCCGCUACGACGUCGGCAUCGGAAAGUUGUGAUCCAAAUCCAUCCCUGCACGCCGGAUUUCAUAUCGCGCAAACCUUUCCGGACUACGCCUCGGGAGGACACAACGUGAAAAAAGUUUCGCUACGAAAGUGGAAGAGGAAGCCGCACAGGAGAAGAAGAAACCCCAGCCAGCCAUCAUUCGGCGAUACGCGCGCGAGUGUGUAUGUGUGUUUGCGCCGUGUUUUUCUUCGCUCGAUUUUAACUACAGCGCAAAGUCAACGACGACGACGACGAAGCUGUAUCGCAGUAGUUGCAGCAACAACAGGAGCAACCGGAUAAUAUAUCCGUACGGUGGAAAGUAGUGCCGGAAGGAAGGGAAAACGUAAAAUCUUCCUCUCCCCCCGACGUGUGCCCACCCCUUUCGGUCCAUUCAAUCCCGGUGUGUGUCCUCCCGUCAUCAUUGAGCGUAACUGAGUCUAUCGAUUCAAAAUGUCGGACGUAGAGUUAUCAAACAUAGACCACCUCAUCGCGAUGCUUUUAGAAGUUCGCGGUGCAAGGCCGGGGAAAAAUGUACAACUGUCGGAAACGGACAUACGUCUGCUAUGCCUGAAGUCGAGGGAAAUCUUUCUCUCCCAACCGAUACUGCUCGAGCUGGAGGCACCGUUAAAAAUCUGCGGUGACAUCCAUGGUCAGUAUUAUGAUUUGCUGCGUUUGUUCGAGUAUGGUAGCUUCCCGCCAGAGUCGAACUAUUUGUUCCUCGGUGAUUACGUCGACCGGGGAAAGCAAUCGCUGGAGACGAUCUGUCUGCUGCUGGCGUACAAAAUCAAGUAUCCGGAAAAUUUCUUCUUGCUGCGCGGCAACCAUGAAUGCGCAAGUAUCAAUAGAAUAUACGGGUUCUACGACGAGUGCAAGCGGCGCUACAAUAUUAAGAUGUGGAAAACGUUCACCGAUUGCUUCAACUGUCUGCCGGUGGCCGCGAUCGUAGAUGAGAAAAUUUUCUGCUGUCACGGCGGUCUCAGCCCGGACUUGCAGUCCAUGGAACAGAUUCGACGCAUUAUGCGACCCACAGACGUGCCAGAUCAGGGACUGCUUUGCGAUCUGCUGUGGUCCGAUCCUGACAAGGACACGAACGGUUACGGUGAGAACGAUCGUGGUGUCAGCUUCACCUUCGGUGUCGAUAUUGUGGGCAAGUUUUUAACCAAGCAUGACUUUGAUCUAAUCUGUCGAGCACAUCAGGUGGUUGAGGAUGGCUAUGAGUUCUUUGCCAAGCGGCAACUCGUAACUCUCUUCUCCGCUCCCAACUAUUGCGGAGAAUUCGAUAAUGCCGGUGCAAUGAUGUCCGUCGACGAUACGUUGAUGUGCUCGUUCCAAAUUCUGAAGCCAGCCGAUAAACGUAAGUUCCAAUAUGGUGGCCUCAAUUCCGGACGGCCAGUUACACCACCGCGGAAUUAUAGUAAAAACAAAAAGAAAUAAUUUAUCCAAUAGUACUAUGCUCUUACAACAACUACUACUAUUAAAACUACUACAAAUUACGUACUACCAAACUUGUGCGGUAUCCGUUCUGUUGCAUCUACCCGCCCCCAUCUCUUCCCCCCCUCAGUACUCCAGGGUGUUUCCUUUCAAUUCCCUUAUAAACAUUUUAUAAAACAACACUUGAUCGACUGACAAUGCCAGUGGCCAGGGGGACGCGAGCGCGCGUUCGCCUGGUGAAUUGUGCAAGGCAAAACAAAAUGUAUCUUCGAUAAACACUAAACUGUGGACAGUUAUGUCAUCACAAUUCGUUGCCGCCGGUGUGCGUGGUUCAUAUAUACACACACGCGCACACGUCGGGUUGCGAAGAAGUCGAGAUGUUAGGAUUCAACCUAUAAAGUAGCUAUAAACAGGUGCAGUUGAAACAGUCCGACCAUCUUUCAUAAAGGAACGUGCGCAAGGGCGGUGCAAAAGGAGAAAAGUGCAAGAUAAUAGGCAUGGAAGGCGUCCCCACUGGAAUCACUACUGUUUUUUCUGAUUGUUUUGUUGUUACUCGACGAUACGCGCUUGGAAGACAAAAACACAGAGCAAAAAUUAGACGAUCUGUUAAUCACAACGCAAUACGCGGGGAAACUGGGCGAAAAAAGCGCACCACCACCGUUGCAAGGAGGGAAGGAUUCGAACAUAUAGUGACAAACAACAUAUUCGCCAACCAUUUAAGGUGUAGAACAGUAGUAGACAAAGGUAAACCACAGGAACGUUUCUGGAUGAUAAUUGAAUUUAGAAACACGUUAGGAACGCAAAUGCAGUGUGGAAAGAGGUAAAUAAACAUUGAGAGAGAAAGAGAGAAAAAAAACAUGAAAUAUGCAUGCUAACAACACAUGAUAACAAAUGGUAGAUUUGUCAGUUGGUGAGAUGGCCCACCGUAAUCCAGUGGGCCAAGUAGCAGCGCAUAUGUGUGUGUGCGUUGUUGUCGUGUGUGUGUGAAUUUGAAAUGCAAUGAAACAUUCACACUUCUGCGUUCUCUGUAGGCAGCGUGAUUGCACCAACAAACAACAGCUCAAACACACACCACCACCACCCGCCGGCACCGCGCCUGACUUACAAUGAGCAGCACUACUAGAAGUGAGGUAUAAGAAUUCUUUGAUUACAAUAAUUGAGACAAUGUUUUUACAAACAGUGGCCACCGGCGCAACUGAUAGUAGCACAGAGGGGGGAAGGCGAAAGAGAAAACCGCCAAAAACAGUAAUACCGCCACUAAUGCGCGAAAUCAGCAAAACAUUCAAGCAUCCCGUGCCGCCGGGUAGGAAGAAAACAAAAGAGAGAGAGAGAAAGGGAAGCAAAACUGGCUCCAUUUUUCUUUGCUGAUUGAGAUUACGAUUAAAUAUUGCGCCCUUGACUGGCGGGGUAAGCAGCUGGGAUGAAAUCCCCCAACUACAUUUAACGUAAACUGUUCUUUCUUGUGUAUCGCGCGCAUAACAGUUUUCCUCCUUUUUAUAUUGUUAACAUGUUGUAAUGUAAUGGCCCAACCAAUCCAGAUUUAGUGAACAAUUUCGAUUAGCAUAUCAGCAAAUCAGGCUAGGGGGAGGACUUUAUUUUACGAUUCAGUCAGAACCGCGGAACAACAAAGGAGACAAAUGUCUACUCGCGUGUCGAUGGUCCCUUAAGGGAUUAUUUGCGCGGUCUUAUCGGAAGGGAGCUUUCGGGCUGCUAGAAGACACCAAUUGGUGGCACGGAAGUUGACGGGAUUUGCCAGUUCAUUAUUGAAAUGUCUCCAUUAAUGUUAAUAAAGUACCGACACACUUUGGACAGUCUUCAGACCCGAACCUCUAUGUGUGCGCACUGUGUGGGUUAAAUUUAUCGUUGCAUUACGAGAGAAAUUGCAUUAUGCGUUAUUAAAUGCUUGAGAUCGAUUUGGCAUCGAACAUUGAGGUCUUAAAGAAAAUUGUAAUGUUUAGAGUGACGGAAUUUUCGUUUAUUUAUCUUAUGUUUAAUGUAAAAUAUCUUGCAAACUGUACGUUAUGUGUCAUUGCAUGUGUAUCAUAUUAGUGUCCUUUUGUUUGAAAUCAAUUAGCUCAUCUUUUUUUUACCGUUGUAAUACGCAUCUGUUCUAUGUCAUAUAUGUUGACCAGGAUGUGGUGUGUUAGGAUUCUGGUUACUAGUUAGGUUUUCUUUCCUGUGCUUUGAUUUCGAAGGGACUACGAUAAUAAACUGGCAAGUCUUGCAAUGGCAAACAUGAUAGCUAAACGGCGAUGCAUUUUAUGCAGCGGUUCGUCACACUCUGGAAUAUAAAUAGAAAUGAAAUGAUUAAUUUUCAAUAUUAAUGAAAAAAAACGCUCCAAACGCCUUGCUGCGGGGUCAUACUUUA